AAACCCAGUUCCCUAGCCUUCUCUCUCUUCACCGUUCUUGUUUUCUCCCCAGAACUGCAGAGAGAUGGAGAAUGUGUAUUCAUGGGUUCGUAGAAGUCUUUCAACACCCAUAAAGAUCAAAUCUUUUUCCAAAAAUGAAAGUUCCCAUCAAUCAAUUGUUCAAGAUAAUGGUGAAAAUUACGGAGUUAAUGAUGAUUUGAUUAAUCUUAUCAGCUCCUUCAGUCUUGAUACUUUCAGAAAUUACCCACUUCAAGAUGAAGAGGGAGGAGCUAAUUGUGGUGAUGAUGCAACUUCAAAAUCUUCCGGAAUACGCAAUGAUUUGUCUGAAUGGCAACAGCAGCAUGCUAUUCUUGUCCUCUCCAAAUCCAAGGAACUGUCACAACUUAGAUUCAAGCUGUGUCCACGCUACUUGAAAGAGCGAGACUUCUGGAGAAUAUACUUUACGCUUGCUAAGAACAUUUUGGCCGAAUAUGAGCUUCGCGCUGUAAGACUACACAAGCUUAAUCAAAUGAAACUAGAGACACAGAAUGGUUCAGAUACUAGUGCUUAUGAAGUCGAAAUGUCAGAAACAAAACUAGGAACAACGUAAAUUCUGACUCCUUGUAACAGAAGUUUAGAACCCUUCAUAUUACGGUGGAUGGCUUGACAUCACCAGUGCAAAAGAAAUGUGCAAAAGAAUUCAGAAUUGGGUACAUGCAACUGUGAAUGGAUACAUCACAACGAUAGAAGAUUAAAAAUUCUGUGAAUCUCCAAGUACCCGGAGAAGAUCAUUUUUCACACAUUUCCGGGUUCACCUGUAUGGAACCUAAAUUGUUGUACUUUAGCCACUUGAUCCCACUUUAUCAUGCUCUGGUUCUCACAUGUUAUCUUUUCACAUUGUGUGACAUCUAUAGCAACUGUUAUAAAUACACAAUGUAUAAUGUUUGUCAUUAUGGUUCUCGUUGUUCUUUAA
Molecule: messenger RNA, 952 nt
Organism: Daucus carota subsp. sativus
Lineage: Eukaryota; Viridiplantae; Streptophyta; Magnoliopsida; Apiales; Apiaceae
Exons: 5
Coding region: 65-589 (174 amino acids)
Source: RefSeq, a predicted model, not a curated record